GUCCCGCUAGUGCGACAUGAUGGUGGAAUCCGCCUCGGAGACAAUCAGGUCGGCCCCGGCCGGGCAGAACGGCGUGGGCAGCGUGGGCAGCCUGUCGGGGCCGGCGGAUGGCGGCGGGGCGGCCGCGGUGGCCGCGGGGGCCUCCUCGGGGACAGCGGCGGGCGCCAGCAGGGAGGCGGCAGCGGCCGGCGCGGACAGCAACGGCGAGAUGAGCCCCGCGGAACUGCUGCACUUCCAGCAGCAACAGGCCCUCCAGGUUGCCCGACAGUUCCUGCUGCAGCAGGCCUCUGGCCUGAGCUCGUCGCCCGGGAACAGUGAGAGCAAGCAGUCGGCCUCUGCCGUGCAGGUGCCCGUGUCGGUGGCCAUGAUGUCGCCGCAGAUGCUGACACCGCAGCAGAUGCAGCAGAUCCUGUCGCCCCCCCAGCUGCAGGCUCUGCUCCAGCAGCAGCAGGCCCUCAUGCUGCAGCAGCUGCAGGAAUAUUACAAGAAGCAGCAGGAGCAACUUCACCUCCAGCUCCUCAGCCAGCAGCAGGCGGGCAAGCAGCCCCCCAAGGAGGCGCUGGGGAACAAGCAGCUGGCCUUCCAGCAGCAGCUCCUGCAGAUGCAACAGUUGCAGCAGCAGCACCUGCUCGGCCUGCAGCGACAGGGCCUGGUCAGCCUGCAGCCCGGCCAGGCCUCGGGGCCCCUGCAGAGCCUCCCGCAAGCCGCCGUGUGCCCCACGGACCUGCCCCAGCUGUGGAAGGGCGAGGGCGCCCCCGGCCAGCCCGCCGAGGACAGCGUCAAGCAGGAGGGGCUGGACCUCACCGGCACGGCCGCCGCCACCGCUACCUCGUUCGCCGCCCCCCCGAAAGUCUCACCCCCCCUCUCCCACCACGCCCUGCCCAACGGACAGCCCACUGUGCUCACGGCGCGGAGAGACAGCUCUUCCCAUGAGGAAACCCCCGGCUCCCACCCCCUCUACGGACACGGCGAGUGCAAGUGGCCGGGCUGCGAGACCCUGUGCGAGGACCUGGGCCAGUUUAUCAAACACCUCAACACGGAGCACGCCCUGGACGACCGGAGCACGGCCCAGUGCCGGGUGCAGAUGCAGGUGGUCCAGCAGCUGGAGAUCCAGCUGGCCAAGGAGAGCGAGCGGCUGCAGGCCAUGAUGGCCCACCUGCACAUGCGGCCCUCGGAGCCCAAGCCCUUCAGCCAGCCGGCGACCAUCUCUGCCGCAGACUCUUUCCCGGACGGCCUGGUGCACCCCCCCACCUCGGCCGCCGCCCCCGUCACCCCCCUCCGGCCGCCGGGCCUGGGCUCUGCCUCCCUGCAUAGCGGGGGGCCCGCCCGGCGAAGGAGCAACGACAAGUUCUGCUCCCCCAUCUCCUCAGAGCUGGCCCAGAAUCACGAGUUCUACAAGAAUGCCGACGUCAGGCCCCCCUUCACCUACGCCUCCCUCAUCCGCCAGGCCAUCCUGGAAACCCCCGACCGGCAGCUGACCCUGAAUGAGAUCUACAACUGGUUCACCAGGAUGUUCGCCUACUUCCGGAGAAAUACUGCCACCUGGAAGAACGCCGUGCGGCACAACCUCAGCCUACACAAAUGCUUUGUGCGCGUGGAGAAUGUCAAGGGCGCCGUGUGGACGGUGGACGAGCGGGAGUACCAGAAGCGGAGGCCCCCGAAGAUGACGGGGAGCCCCACCUUGGUGAAAAACAUGAUCUCGGGCCUCAGCUACGGGGCACUUAAUGCCAGCUACCAGGCCGCUCUGGCCGAGAGCAGCUUCCCCCUCCUCAGCAGCCCCGGCGUGCUGAACCCCGGCUCGGCCAGCAGCCUCCUCCCCCUCAGCCACGAGGACAUGGGCGCCCCCGGGGAGGCGCUGCCUAGCAACGGAGGCAGCCCCCCGCCCCGCCUCUCCCCGCCCCAGUACAGCCACCAGGUGCAGGUGAAGGAGGAGCCCGCCGAGGCGGAGGAGGACAGGCGGCCCGGACCCCCGCUUGGCGCCCCCAGCUCCAGCGGCGGGGGCCCUCCCGAGGACAGCGAGUUGGAGGAGGAGCGGCCCGGAGAGGAACUGUCCUAAGGGCCUCUGGGGGCGGGCCGGGGUGAGACCCCGCCGCCCCUCCCUCGCCCUCGGGAGCCCUGCUCCCCCCACUCCACAGCCCUGCCCAAACCUCAAGGCACUUCCAGGACUCAGAGGGGGGCGCUGGGCAGCACCCCCAGUGUGGCCUGACUGGCAGACGCAGGGGGCGGCCCGUCCCGCCUCCCCAGGGGACACACGGCCCCGGUCAGGGACCAGAGAGGACACGGAGGGCCCAGGCCCCUUCUCAGACCCGCCUCUGCAUCGGAAAGCGCACCCUCCCCCGACCACCAGCAGCCGCCGCAGGGCCCCCCGCCCCGAGCGCCCCCCGCACCCCAGUUCUGCU
Sorex fumeus (smoky shrew) is the source of this 2399-nucleotide messenger RNA. RefSeq names its product forkhead box P4 (gene FOXP4). Gene Ontology annotation, cellular component: nucleus. The record is from RefSeq and is a predicted model, not a curated record. Gene Ontology annotation, biological process: regulation of transcription by RNA polymerase II. NCBI's taxonomy places the organism in Eukaryota, Metazoa, Chordata, Mammalia, Eulipotyphla, Soricidae. Gene Ontology annotation, molecular function: RNA polymerase II cis-regulatory region sequence-specific DNA binding; DNA-binding transcription repressor activity, RNA polymerase II-specific.